GCUAUCCAAUUCAAUUUAGCAAACUCAAGUUAAAAACAACUCUUUAACUUCUCCUUACUAAGUCUUCUUUUUUCCAAACCAAAACACAAUACUAAAAAACCAAACACAUAGUACUCUUACAAAUUUGGCAAUAUGCACCUUCAUUGUGUAGCACCAAAACCAGAAAAUAAUGGCACAGAAUUGAUGAAGCCACAACAUUCUUUUUCACAAAGGGUCAUGUACCCUAUAACUUUGAAGUUUCAAGAGAUUGUUUACAAGAUUGGGCAACAAAAGACUAUACUAAAUGGAGUGACAGGUACUGUAUGUCCAGGUGAAAUGCUAGCAAUGUUAGGUCCAUCAGGUAGUGGCAAAACAACCCUCUUAACAGCACUAGGAGGGCGUCUAUCGGGCAAGUUAUCUGGGAAGAUUACAUACAACAGCCAGCCAUUCUCAGGUUCAAUCAAGCGUAGAACCGGAUUCGUGUCACAAGAUGAUGUAUUAUAUCCUCAUCUUACUGUAAUAGAAACACUUGUAUUCACAGCUUUGCUGAGGCUGCCACAAAGCGUCGGCCGGGAGGAAAAAGUGAGACAUGUAGAGCAUGUUAUAGCAGAACUUGGAUUAAACAAGUGUAGAAAUAGUAUGAUUGGAGGGCCAUUGUUUAGAGGGAUAUCAGGUGGAGAGAAAAAAAGAGUCAGUAUAGGUCAAGAAAUGCUAAUCAACCCGAGUUUACUACUUCUAGACGAACCAACUUCAGGACUGGAUUCGACAACAGCACUACGGAUACUUAACACAGUUAAACGCCUAGCGAGUGGUGGCCGUACUGUGAUCACAACGAUCCAUCAGCCGUCUAGCCGGCUUUAUUAUAUGUUUGAUAAGGUAGUGUUGCUCUCUGAGGGAUGUCCUAUCUACUAUGGUCCUGCAUCAACUGCCUUGGAAUACUUCUCCUCUAUUGGUUUUUCCAUAUCCAUUACUACCAAUCCUGCUGAUCUAUUGCUCGAUCUCGCGAAUGGAAUUGGACCGGAUACCAAGAAUGUCAUCGAACAAGGUGACACUACGGAACAAGAAAAGAAGUUGGUGAGAGAAGCUCUCGUCUCCGCGUAUGAAAAGAACAUAUCCACAAGGUUGAAAACUGAAGUAUGCAGUUUAGAUAGCAGUAAUUUCAGUUACACGAAGGAUGUUUCUACUAGAAAUGGUGUAAAGUUAGAGCAAUGGUGCACAAGUUGGAUGCAUCAAUUCAAAGUACUACUUAUGAGAGGGCUAAGGGAGCGAAGACACGAGACCUUCAACAAGCUUAGGAUCUUCCAAGUUAUUAGUGUUGCAUUUCUUGCAGGACUAUUGUGGUGGCAUACUCCAACUUCCCACAUUGAAGAUCGAAUUGCAAUGCUAUUCUUUUUCGCGGUAUUUUGGGGCUUCUAUCCACUCUACAAUGCAGUUUUUACAUUUCCACAAGAAAGAAGAAUGCUCAUAAAAGAGAGAUCAUCAGGAAUGUACCGGCUAUCAUCAUACUUUCUAGCCAAAACUGUUGGAGAUUUACCUUUGGAACUUGCAUUGCCAACAGCAUUUACCUUCAUUCUUUACUGGAUGGGCGGUCUCAAACCCGAUCCAACUACAUUCAUCCUAUCUCUCCUAUUAGUCCUCUACAACGUCCUCGUGUCACAAAGUCUUGGACUAGCUUUUGGUGCCUUACUUAUGGAUGUUAAACAAGCCACUACUUUAGCAUCAGUCACAACAUUGGUCUUCCUAAUUGCUGGAGGAUACUACAUUCAACAAAUUCCCUGGUUCAUCGUCUGGUUAAAGUACUUGAGUUACAGCUACUAUAGCUACAAGUUGCUUCUAGGGGUUCAAUACAGUGACAAUGACUACUAUGAGUGUUCAAGAGGAGUCUAUUGCCAAGUUGCAAACUUACCUGCCAUUCAAUCAGUUGGCUUAAACAAUAUGUGGAUCGAUGUAUCGGUCAUGGCUGUGAUGUUGAUAGGCUACAGACUUGUUGCUUAUCUAGCACUUACUCAUGUACGAUGAUGAUUCAAUGACUAAAAAGGGCAGCCCGGUGCACUAAAGCUCCCUCUAUGAGCAGAGUCCCGGGAAGGGCCCCACCACAAUGGGUGUAUUGUAUGCAGCCACCUUACAUUUCUGCCGGAGGCUGUUUCCAAGAAUGAUGAUUCGAUGACUAAGGGGACAUAAUUUAGGAGCUAAGUUGACAGAGUUCAAUUUACUUCAACAAAGGAAGUAAGAAUGUUAGAUUUAGAUUUUGGUCGUGUAACACAAAAAUUUUGAUGUACUACUACUACUACCACCUAUGACAAUAUUUUUGCAUGCAACUAACUUGGAAAAAAUUGAAAUGCUAUGGAGAAUAAAUAUAUGUUCACUCUUGAGUA
Messenger RNA from Capsicum annuum, 2354 nucleotides. RefSeq names its product ABC transporter G family member 14. The record is from RefSeq and is a predicted model, not a curated record. Gene Ontology annotation, molecular function: ABC-type transporter activity; ATP hydrolysis activity; ATP binding. The transcript has 5 exons. Gene Ontology annotation, cellular component: membrane. NCBI's taxonomy places the organism in Eukaryota, Viridiplantae, Streptophyta, Magnoliopsida, Solanales, Solanaceae. The coding region runs from base 133 to 1998 and encodes 621 amino acids.